UAGGUAGAAGAUGGCAGCCGAGGCGUGAUUCGAGACCGGGACCUUCACUCUCUCUGGGCGCGCGCGAGUAGGGGGUAUCCUUCGACGUACGGAGCAGAUCGCGGAAGUAGUGCGCUAGCGUGGUGCAUUAUCGCGUGUCGUCCAGUGUACCAGGAGAUUCGCGAUGUUCUAGGAGGACCCGUCGUUCUAUACCGUCGGUGCCGGUUUGUCCUCCUAUCGCCGCAAGCCUUCUUUACUUUCCUCUCCUCUCUACGAAUUCUCUCUUUCGUUCUGCGUCUGCCUCUCUUGCUCUCUCACUCUCUCUCUCUCUCUCUCUCUCUCUCUCUCUCUCUCGCUAUCUCACAUUCUUUGGUUCUCUUUCCAUCUUUCUCUGUCCUUAUCCGCCUUAUUCCUUCUUUCUCGUUAUUCUCUACCUUGGCCGAUUUCUCUCCGUUUCUCGCAUCUGCUUCUCAUUCUUUCCAGUUAGAUCCCGGUGUAUCGGUUGUUCCCUCCGGAAUCUUUCGCUCGGUUUUUCGCUUGUUUGCUCUUUCGUUCCUUUAUCCGCUCUCCCUCCUUUCUAUUCCCUUUUUGGUUGUGCGCCCCUAUAUACCACUCACAGCCCUCGGUUCUCGCUUUUCGCUCGCUUCUACGCUCCUACCCGAACCGCGUAACCCAGUCAGUCAGUCGUGUACUCAUGAUCCAACUGGCGACCAGGUAGUAUCGCUGAUUAUGCGCGACAUGAGCACCACCGCCAUCGUAGUGUUUUACGAGCGUCAUGUAAAAUGGAAUUAAACAAUGUUGUUAAGACGUAAACAUGUUUUGGCUACACUGUGGACUCUUUGUUCUCGUGAUUGCCGUACCUGGAUUUAUUAGCAGCGCCGACAGCACGUCCAAGCGAGAAGGCGACUACACCUUAGAUGAUUCCUUUUGGAACGAAGAGACUUCCGUUGGUGAGGCCGAACGACUACUACAAGAGUAUCGACAAAACCAAGAGCUAGUACAAAAUAUCGGGGGCCAUUACUAUCAGAUCAUCUAUCCAGUACAGUUACGGCAUCACGAGAAAAUGGGGAUAUCCACGAGAGAAGUCAGCAUAUCCAAGUAUCCUCAAAGAGGAUACGGAGAGGGUGGAUAUCAAAACAAUAAAGGCAGAAUGAGAACGGGCAGACAUUUUCAUCGGACGUCCCUCUUGAUCAAGGCCUUUAAUCAUAAAUUUCGCCUAGAUUUAGAAUUAAAUACGCAACUUUUAGCUCCGAAUCUUAUGCAAAAAGACUUUUUAGCCAACGGCGCGGAACAAAGUUUUAAACAGGAGAUAGAGCAUUGCUACUAUCACGGUACCGUGAGGGAUUAUCCAGGAGCUAGCGCUGCUUUUCACACGUGUAACGGUGUCAGCGGUGUUAUUCACUUAGGCAACGAGACAUUCGUCAUCCAUCCGUUUUAUGGCGGCGAUUUAUCGCAGAAACAUCCUCACGUUAUAUUUGAAGCUCGAACAAAGGCUAACAAAGGCUGCGCUAACUCGGGGAAUCUUGAGUGGCGUACAAAGAACCGCCGGCAGAAGCAUGUUCUGGGGCUAUCGGAGACCACUUCCGAUCGAUAUAAGAGAGACGUGCGUGAAGCAACCAAAUACAUCGAAACUGCCAUCAUUAUCGAUAAGGCUAUGUUCGAGAAGAGGAACGGUAGCACCAGAGCCGAGGUCGUUCAUGAUGCCAUCCAAGUCGCUAAUAUAGCGGACAUGUAUUUCCGCACGUUAAACACUAGAGUCUCCGUCAUAUACAUCGAAACGUGGCAGGGCGUGAACCAGGCAGACAUCGGCGCGGGCAUGGAUAUCAGUCUCGCUUUGCUCAAUUUAAACGAUUACACGAUGCGAAGGAUGUUCCAUGUCCCUCACGAUACCACUCAAUUACUCACGGGCGAAACGUUCUACGGCGGAGAAUCAGGGGUGGCUAUACCUUCGACCGUUUGCAAACAGAAAUCCGUAGGAAUCAGCGUCGAUUUGAACACCUACGAGCCUCAUCUUUUAGCCGGUACUAUGGCUCACAUGAUCGGCCACAAUAUCGGCAUGAGCCACGACGACGGAAGGAGCGAGUGUAUCUGCCGCGAAUGGCACGGAUGCAUCAUGGCUCAAUCGAUCGUGGGUUUGGAAAACGUUCAGCCGUACACGUUUUCCGAGUGUAGUAAAACAGAUUACAUAGAGUCGUUAAGAAGCGGCAACGGCUUUUGUCUUCUGAAUAAACCAAACGAGGUGGUGGUAAGGACGUCUUGCGGAAACAGGAUAAUCGACGACGGGGAACAAUGCGAUUGCGGAUCGAUCGAGGAGUGUCACGAGCUCGAUCCUUGCUGCGAUCCGAUCACCUGCAGGCUUACCUCGGAAGCGGAAUGCGCGUCCGGCCCUUGCUGCAGCGAUUGCAAGUUGCUGCCGCGUGGCGUCGUGUGUCGGGAGUCGACCAACGAAUGCGACUUGCCGGAAGUCUGUACCGGAGAGAACGGCCAAUGUCCGACGGAUGUUUACAAGAAAAACGGAAGUCCUUGCGGCAACGAUGCUGGACAUUGUUAUAACGGCAUUUGCCCGGCGUUGGAUGUUCAGUGCGAUCAAAUCUGGGGACGCGGUGGAGUUGCCGCGGACUACGAGUGUUUCAUACAAUUCAAUUCCAAGGGCUCGCUCAGUGGACAUUGCGGUACCGAUUCUUCUGGUCACUACAUCAAAUGCGAUAUAGAGAACGUUCGUUGCGGGUCACUGCAGUGUCAGCGAGGUGGCAAACAGCCAAUGUUGUCAGAAGCGGAUCAUUCGAUAACCAUAAUCUCGAUAAAGGGUGCAGAGUACGAGUGCAAGUCUACGACUGGGAAGGUGGAUGGAACCGAGAUGCCUGGCAUGGGUUUGGUUCGGGAUGGAACAUCCUGCGGUAACCAAUCGAUUUGCGUGAAUCAAACGUGCAUAAACCUGCCCCCGAACUUGGGCAACGACAAGUGUCCUAGCAAUCACAACAAUAACGAAUGCUCGGGGAAUGGCGUAUGCACCAACUUGAAUAAAUGCUUCUGUUACGUUGGAUGGAACGGACCAGACUGCUCCAUACAGCAGGAAAUUCCAACUUCCCCGCCAACCACGUCUAGCACCGAAUCAGCUGGUAAAAAUAGUUCAGAUCCUAAAUUAGGGAAGAAAGAGACCCCCUACGAGAACUACCACGGCUCUAACACUGUAUUUUUAGUUGGUGUGCUCAUGUCGGUGGUAGGGGGUGUUUUCAUAGUAUUUGCUCUGAUGGCUCUCUGCUACAGGUCAGUCGUAGUACAUAAAAACUACUCCCUCUGUCUCAGAAGGAAGAGCACCGUCCAGAAGUACGAGCAACCGUACGUGAAGAAACCGCCGCAGAGGAGUUACAUGGUUUCCGGAAAUGCCGGAAACCAUCAUCCGGGACACGCCGUCCUGGACAACGUCCACGACAAGAUCCUCAACUUCAGCAGUAUGCCUAAUUCCAGCCGCGGCGAGACCCAGCGCGUGGUGUUUCGACCCCCGAAUAGCGUCGCCACCGCAGACGGGCCAAGAGUCAAGGAGCAUAAAUCGCAGGUGAAGAAGCCCGGUAUAAGCGAGGAGGAGGUAGAUACGGGAGCGGACGAAGUUGUCUCCUUCAUCGAUCUGCAGCAGAACAAUCUUCCACAGUUUCGUGGGAAGGGAAUUUUAAAGAAACACGGUAGUUACGGUGUGGGAGGAGGAGCGGUAGCUAACGUGGAGCGUACGUUGGAUCAACUGAACGGUUAUCACGAGCACAUUAUCGAGGCACUGAGAAUGGCGGCGAAUCAACGAGAAACAUCGGGAACGACAUCGACUGGCGGAAAUCCGAUGGACGACGAAGCUCUGACGGAACCACUUACGGAAAUGCUAACGGAACCUCUGCAAGAUUGCUAUCCCACGGAUUCGUAUCGCAAAGACAUCAUAAAGCAUAUCGACAACCAAGCGGACGAGGAGUACGAGGAGCAUAUGCCGACUUGCGGUAUAAUUCGCAUACGCACUUUGGAAGACCUAAUCAAGCAGCUGGAGCGUCACACGACUAGAAACAGAAGUCCGAGCGGCUCCGAGGAUAUGCGCAUGUCCGAAAGCGAGGCUGAUCGUCCCUACAGAAAAGAUUCGUCCGUUUGUAGCGAGUCCUCCCAAGGAAGCAGAAGAUGUAGCCGCGGCCGUGACGAUACCUACGGUAGAUAUUGUCAGCCAUCGUCUCGAAGUCCUUACGGCACCCAUCAGCACUCUCAACACUCCCAUCAAAUGUACAAGGAGGAGGGUAUUUAUGCAACUGCCGAUCCUGACAGAGGCUCGAAUACUAGGGGUGAAACGCCCGAUAGCGAAAGUGAUGCAUUUAUUCAAGCUCAACAACUAGCCCGACGGACUAGUGUGGACGGAGUGCAACACCGGCCACCACAGCAGCCGCCGCCGCCGCCGCCGUCACCGCCACCACCUGCAAUGACUGGUAGCACGGUGCAGUUGCUACAGCUGCAUCAUUCUCAACGAAAGCAUCGUCAACAGCCGCAGCAACAGCAUCAUUGCCACCAUCACGCGCAGCAGUCGCAGCUCCAGCAGCAGCAGCAGCAGCAGCCGCAGCAGCAGCCGCCGCAGCCGUCGUCGCAACAACAUCAAGGUCAACACCAACACCAACAACAACAACAACAACACCACCAACUGCCGGUGGAACAACUGCCAAUACAGCAGCGCGGCUAUUAUUCAUCCCCACCCCACAAUGAUAACGGUCUCGAUAACGACGAGACUGAAAAUGCUCAAUCCCACCAACAAAAGCUCCCCGACGUUCGUGGAAUCGAUGUUAAUCACUUGCCUAAUAUUAACAAAUGCCCACUAGACGAUAAUUUUAGUCUAGAUUGUAACAUAAAUAAUGGUUCCCCUAAAGAAUUAAAUACCAACAACACUAGUGAUAACGAAAAUACUGCCCUACUGCCCCCUUCGCAUUUUCCUGAGUACAAGCAUUGAUAAUUAUUAAUCGAUGACAGAUAGUGUCUAUAAAACAUAGUGGUGUGAUUUAAUCUCGAACUCGCAUUUUAUACUGAAUAGUGUAAAUAACGAUAAACUAUUGAUCGCAACAUCAAGAACAACAAAAACAACGGCAAACAGGUAUUAAAUUAUAUGAAUUAAAAUAAUCUAUAUGAAAUGUUUAUUAAUAAACAUUAGUAAAACGAUUUACUCGAAGAAA
Molecule: messenger RNA, 5162 nt
Organism: Bombus terrestris (buff-tailed bumblebee)
Lineage: Eukaryota; Metazoa; Arthropoda; Insecta; Hymenoptera; Apidae
Gene: mmd
Product: disintegrin and metalloproteinase domain-containing protein 12
Exons: 25
Coding region: 794-4942 (1382 amino acids)
Biological process (GO): membrane protein ectodomain proteolysis
Molecular function (GO): metalloendopeptidase activity
Source: RefSeq, a predicted model, not a curated record